Molecule: messenger RNA, 1085 nt
Organism: Coccidioides immitis RS
Lineage: Eukaryota; Fungi; Ascomycota; Eurotiomycetes; Onygenales; Onygenaceae
Product: ATP synthase subunit delta, mitochondrial
Exons: 6
Coding region: 197-694 (165 amino acids)
Biological process (GO): proton motive force-driven ATP synthesis
Molecular function (GO): proton-transporting ATP synthase activity, rotational mechanism
Source: RefSeq, a predicted model, not a curated record
CUCCAUCCUCCGCCCGUCCAACAACCGCAGUCCCGUGAUAUCUCUCACCAGAUUGGGUUUAGCGCAUAAUACUGGCCAUGCCGACCAAUCCCAAACCUUAACUCUUCCAAACCGACGACGUCCACCAGACAAUUCGAAGGCCUCUCACUCCGUCAUCCCACGACACCCCGUCUCCUCGCACUCCAAAACGCUCACAAUGUUCACGGCCCGCUUCGCCCGGUCUGCUCUGAGAGCGCGGCCUGCCGCUUUCAGACUACCAAUUCAGCAGAGAACCUAUGCGCAAGCCGUGUCUGAUAAGUUACGGCUUUCUCUGGUCUUGCCGCACGAGACUAUCUACAAAUCCGCCGAUGUUGUCCAAGUGAACAUCGCCGCCGAGUCCGGAGACAUGGGUAUUCUCUCUAGCCACGUUCCCAGCAUCGAACAAUUGAGACCCGGUCUCAUCGAGAUCAUCGAGGAGAGCGGACAGACCAAGAAGUUCUUCCUUGCCGGUGGUUUCGCUGUCGUCCAGCCCGACUCCAAUCUCAGCAUCAACGCCGUCGAGGGUUUCGCUCUCGAAGAUUUCAGCGCUGAUGCCGUCAAGUCCCAGAUCGGUGAGGCUCAAAGGAUUGCGGCCGGUUCCGGAAGUGAGCAAGAUAUCGCUGAAGCCAAGGUUGAGUUAGAGGUCCUUGAGAGCCUUCAGGCUGCUAUGAAAUAGACUGGAGUGUACAUAUAUAUUUUCGAUUGACACCGGAACCUCAAUGCUAAGCAUGUAGAAUUAUUAUUCUUCAUUUUUUUAAAUGUGUCUUGUGUGCUAUCAUUAUAUCUUGCUCCAUUGGCCAAAUUUUUGUUGCCAGCUAUCUGUCCGAACAGCGAUUCUAGCCUGCAGGAAACGCUAUUUCCGAAGGAACAAACAGUUAAAGGCAACCAUCAUGUGGAUGGAAUUCAUAAAGGAAUGUAUAAUCAAUUUGCUUCCCAGAUCUGAAAAGCUAUGCCAAAAAGGAAUGUAGAAUUUGUUGCACCAUAUUCAGUCAAUUGUUCCACAACAGAGAAGAAAUAUGGCGCUUUCUGGAAAUAACAAAAUGCAUGAUCCAAAAUAACUCAAUAAA